Malassezia globosa CBS 7966 is the source of this 900-nucleotide messenger RNA. RefSeq lists its product as uncharacterized. The record is from RefSeq and is a predicted model, not a curated record. NCBI's taxonomy places the organism in Eukaryota, Fungi, Basidiomycota, Malasseziomycetes, Malasseziales, Malasseziaceae. Gene Ontology annotation, molecular function: pre-mRNA binding; U6 snRNA binding; metal ion binding. The transcript has a single exon. Gene Ontology annotation, cellular component: U2-type catalytic step 1 spliceosome; U2-type catalytic step 2 spliceosome; Prp19 complex. The coding region runs from base 1 to 900 and encodes 299 amino acids.
AUGUCCAAGCAUCAUUUGGGUAAAGAGUGCAAAAUCUGUGGGCGCCCCUACACUGUUUUUCGAUGGAACCCUGGGAAUGGCAUGCGCUUCAAACACACAGAAAUUUGUACAACAUGCGCCAAAUUACGGCAUGUUUGUCAGUCGUGCAUUCUCGAUCUCGACUACCAUCUGCCUGCACAAGUCCGCGAUGCUGCGCUGGGCUCCUCCGUCAAGAUACCCAUGUCAGAUAUCAAUCGGCAAUACUUUGUGAAUCGCAUGGAUAGCCUCCUGGAUGGCGCAUCACCAGAAGCAACAAGAGAACUGGUCGGUCCUUCUCGUGCUGGACACGAGGUUCUUAAGAAGCUCGUUCACGCCCGCUCGGACUCCCCGUGGCAACAGCAGCAGUACCUUCGGCACCAUGACCGCCCCCCCGUGUGCUCCUUUUAUGCGCGCGGCGCUUGCACCCGUGGCCAGGCGUGUCCAUACCGACACGAAGGUGCACAACACGCUGCAUCCACACAUACUAUAACAAACUCUUCUACCAGGAGCGAGAGCCAGCGGCCAUCACGCUCUGCAUCGUCUAUGCCCCUAAUAGAAAAGGUGCCAGGCGCCAAGGCGUUAGACACACCGUCCGAUGCACACAUUCGCACAUUGUUUUUUGCUAAUCUUCCUGUCGAUAUGGACCACAAGACCAGCUUCGCACCGUCCUGCUCACAAGCAUACCGAAACUUGACCAGUGCAAAUGCCAUUGCACACAUCCAAAUGAUAAUGUCAUCACACUGUGCAUUCGUCCACUUCGAAACGCGCGACAACGCCGAGUGUGCACGCAGACGCUUUAGCUACCAAAGUCUACAUGCAAGGGCAACACCAAGUGCGCGUUGCAUGGGGCCGGCGACCACCCUCAUCUGCUUCAUAGUGUAG